Molecule: messenger RNA, 2618 nt
Organism: Condylura cristata (star-nosed mole)
Lineage: Eukaryota; Metazoa; Chordata; Mammalia; Eulipotyphla; Talpidae
Gene: PLCD1
Product: phospholipase C, delta 1
Exons: 15
Coding region: 115-2388 (757 amino acids)
Biological process (GO): lipid metabolic process; phosphatidylinositol-mediated signaling
Molecular function (GO): phosphatidylinositol-4,5-bisphosphate phospholipase C activity; calcium ion binding
Source: RefSeq, a predicted model, not a curated record
CCCACCGCGGUCUUUUCCCGUCGUUCUAUCACACGGUGCUCGGACCCGAGGCCACCGCGCUGUCGCCUCGCACGUGAGUCCGCCGUGGCCGUCCCGCCGCGCUGCCCGUCAGGCAUGGACUCGGGCCGGGACUUCCUGACCCUGUACGGCCUACAGGACGACGAGGACCUCCAGGCACUGCUGAAAGGCAGCCAGCUCCUGAAGGUGAAGUCCAGCUCGUGGCGGAGAGAGCGCUUCUACAAGUUGCAAGAAGACUGCAAGACCAUCUGGCAGGAGUCCCGCAAAGUCAUGCGGAGCCCAGAAUCCCAGCUGUUCUCCAUCGAGGACAUCCAGGAUGUGCGGAUGGGGCACCGCACUGAGGGCCUGGAGAGGUUUGCGCGAGACGUGCCCAAGGACCGCUGCUUCGCCAUUGUCUUUAAGGACCAGCGCAACACCCUGGACCUCAUUGCCCCAUCGCCUGCGGACGCCCAGCACUGGGUGCAGGGGCUGCUCAAGAUCAUCAAACACUCGGGCUCCAUGGACCAGCAGCAGAAGCUGCAGCACUGGAUUCACUCCUGCUUGCGAAAAGCUGACAAAAACAAGGACAAUAAGAUGAGCUUCAAGGAGCUACAGAACUUCCUGAAGGAGCUUAACAUCCAGGUGGAUGACAGCUAUGCCCGGAAGAUCUUCAGGGAAUGUGACCACUCCCAGACAGACUCCCUGGAGGAUGAGGAGAUUGAAGCCUUCUACAAGAUCCUGACCCAGCGGAAGGAGAUUGACCACGCUUUUGCUGAGGCUGCGGGCUCUGACAAGACCCUGUCGGUGGAUCAGUUAGUGAAGUUCCUGCAGCAUCAGCAGCGGGAAGAGGAUGCAGGGCCUGCGAUGGCCCUCUCCCUCAUUGACCGUUACGAGCCUAACGAGAACGCCAAGGCGCAGCGGCAGAUGAGCAAGGACGGCUUCCUCAUGUACCUGCUGUCCGCGGACGGCAGCGCCUUCAGCCUGGCGCACCGGCGAGUGUACCAGGACAUGAGCCAGCCGCUCAGCCACUACCUAGUGUCCUCCUCACAUAACACCUACCUGACAGACCACCAGAUCACCGGGCUCAGCAGCACGGAAGCCUACAUCCGGGCGCUGUGCAAAGGCUGCCGCUGCCUGGAGCUCGACUGCUGGGACGGGCCAGCACUGGAGCCCAUCAUCUACCACGGCUACACGUUCACCUCCAAGAUCCUCUUCUGCGACGUGCUCAGGGCCAUCCGGGACUACGCCUUCAAGGUCUCCCCCUACCCCGUCAUCCUGUCCCUGGAGAACCACUGCAGCUUGAUGCAGCAGCGCGUGAUGGCGAAGCACCUGGGCGACAUCCUGGGGCCCCUGCUGUUGGCCCAUCCCCUGGAGGGAGUGACCACCAGCCUGCCUUCCCCUGAGCAACUGAAGGGGAAGAUCUUGCUGAAGGGGAAGAAGCUGGGAGGGCUCCUACCCCCAGGAGGGGAAGGAGGCCCUGAGGCCACCGUGUCUGAUGAGGACGAGGCUGCAGAGAUGGAAGAUGAGGCAGUGAGGAGCCAAGUGCAGCUCAUGCGCAAGGAAGUCAAGCUCAGGCUAGCGAAGGAGCUCUCGGAUAUGAUAAUCUACUGCAAGAGCGUCCAUUUCGGGGGCUUCGCCAGCCCCGGGCAGGCCUUCUAUGAGAUGGUGUCCUUCUCGGAGAACCAGGCCCUCCGGCUGCUCCAAGAAUCAGGGAGCAGCUUUGUCCGCCACAACGUGACUCACCUGAGCAGGAUCUACCCGGCCGGCAGGAGAACCGACUCUUCCAACUACCACCCAGUCGAGAUGUGGAAUGGGGGCUGCCAGAUAGUGGCCAUGAACUUCCAGACGCCGGGGCCAGAGAUGGACGUGUACCUGGGCCGCUUCCAGGAAAACGGGUCCUGUGGCUACGUGCUGAAGCCUGCCUUCCUGAGAGACCCCAACUCUACCUUCAACCCACAUACCCUGACUAAGGGGUCCUGGUUGAAUAAAAAGCAGCUCAAUAUCAAGGUCAUCACAGGGCAGCAGCUGCCAAAAGUCAAUAAGAGUAAGAAUUCCAUUGUGGACCCCAAGGUGACUGUGGAGAUUCACGGCAUGGCCCAGGACAUGGCCAGCCGCCAGACCGCCGUCGUCACCAAUAACGGUUUCAACCCUUGGUGGGACAAGGAGUUUGAAUUUAAAGUGAACGUGCCUGAGCUAGCUCUCGUGCGCUUCGUGGUGGAGGAUUACGACGCCUCCUCCAAGAAUGACUUCAUCGGCCAGUGCACCAUCCCCUUGAGCUGCCUCAAGCAGGGGUACCGGCACGUCCACCUCCUGUCCAAGAACGGAGACCAGUACCCGUCUGCCACCCUCUUUGUGAAGGUGUCCCUCCAGGACCUGCCUCAGGGAGUCUGAUGGGCGCUGCCCCGAGCGGGCUGGGCCCUGUCCGUGUCUGGGGGUCACACGGGGCUGGCUGCUCCUGCCCCCUCGCUCGGAGCUGGAGGCCCCGCCGUCAGCUCUAACACAGUCAUGCUGCUGCCUCUCUGGGGUCCCCAGAGCCAUCCCAGAGCCUCGAUUCCAUUAGGAACAACACUGCAGCCCUCUCUUCCUUGGGCCAGCCCGAGGAUGAAGGUUUUUAUAAAAAU